This is a messenger RNA of Necator americanus (New World hookworm), 369 nucleotides long. RefSeq lists its product as uncharacterized. The coding region runs from base 1 to 369 and encodes 122 amino acids. The transcript has a single exon. Lineage: Eukaryota; Metazoa; Nematoda; Chromadorea; Rhabditida; Ancylostomatidae. The record is from RefSeq and is a predicted model, not a curated record.
AUGGCGAUCUGUACUUAUAACGCACGUACGCUUGCAUCGGAAGCGGCCAUCGAAGAUCUGAUAAUGCAAGCCAAGAAGAUCAAGUACGACGUCAUCGGACUGACCGAGACGAGACGACGUCACCCUCUCAACGCCGUAUAUGAGACUGGAGAAGAACUGUUUUUAGGAACAUGCGACAGUAGAGGUGUUGGUGGAGUUGGCGUCUUCGUCAACACGAGUAUGGCAAAGAACAUCGACUCUUUCGAACAACUUACGACCCGAAUCGGACGUCUGCGGAUGAGAAGAUGUGGUCCAACACCAGCUUUGACUAUCUUCGUCGCUUACGCUCCAACAUCAAGCUACGAAGAAGUAGAAGUCGAAGCUUUCUAA